This is a messenger RNA of Vollenhovia emeryi, 2004 nucleotides long. RefSeq lists its product as uncharacterized. Gene Ontology annotation, molecular function: protein binding. The record is from RefSeq and is a predicted model, not a curated record. Lineage: Eukaryota; Metazoa; Arthropoda; Insecta; Hymenoptera; Formicidae. The transcript has 7 exons. Bases 7 to 1938 code for a protein of 643 amino acids.
AAUUCGAUGGCCCAUUACGUAUCAAAUUGGAAUAAUAGUGUAAUUAUCAAAAGGGUAAAUGUAGGAGAGGAUCAUGUUAACUUUAUCCAUCAAUUACAUAUGUGCAAAAGCAGAUUUCAAGUUGACCAGCUUCACAAUCUAGAUUCUCCGGAAAUAUAUUCCGAUGAGGAUAUUAUAAGACGAGAAACUUCUUGUAAUUGUAAUAUAAAUGGAUUGCCUACUACAUUUAUAGAAUACAAGAAACUUCUAGGACAUGAUGUAUUUGAUAAGGAUUUCCGUAUUUCAAUAUCUUCAUCCCUGCUAAGACCAAAUGAUAUUAACUCAUUACAUCGUUCAUACUCAGAGAACGAACUUAGUCGUGUUGAUUUCGAGUUUCAAGAGGCUGUAUAUCCAAUCAGAGUUUCUAUACAUGAAGGACUGAAUCCUGUUGAAGUAAUGGAAAUUUGGGCGCGAGAUUCUGAUCAGUGGUUUUUAUUAUGGACUGGAAAAAAACAAUUUCUCCGCUGCGAAUCAGGACUGUUUUCCCCGCCUAUACGGACUUGUAAUUUUAAAACUAAAAUGCUCAGAUUAAUAUUUCCGUAUAAAGGUAAGGGAAUACCAAUAGAUGCUGUAGACCUCAUCGGAACAUCGGAAUUAAUUCAACCUAAAGAUCGUAAACAGAGUUUAACUGAUCUAUUAAAAGGUAUUAAUCGCAGCUAUCCUGGCUGUAAGGAUAUGCACAAUUUAACACCAGAUUACAAAAAUGUGAAUCUGGAUAUAUAUCAACUUAUGGAAAAAUUUUCCGACUAUUGUAUUAUUCGUAAAAGCAAUUUACAUUUAAAUAAUGGAAAAUUGAAAGGCAUCACACCCUCUCCAAGUGAAUUCAAGGAGCAACCACGUUGUAAUUUUUCUAUGCUUCCUGAUGAGAUGAUACUAAAAAUACUGGAAUACUUAGAUUUAAGGUCAUUGUGCCUUAUGAGCCAAACGAAUAAACGCUUCAAUCGAUCAACACGAGAUCCUUUGCUUUUUCAAUAUUUAAAUAUACAAGAUUUGCACAUGUGUAAGAAGUCUACCGAUGAUCCUGUUAGUGAUUUGCAGUGUAAAAUUCUAUCUAGCUUGGAAUCCAGAUGUAAAAACUUAAAACAGUUGGAUCUUGUAUCAUGCGACAUUUCUAGCACACGUUUCGUAACAUUUCUUAAAACUUGUGGCUCGAAUUUAAGGUCCCUACGAUUAAUUUUUUGCUUAAUUAACAACGAUGUUCUACGUGAAAUUGUAGAAACAUGUAAAAAUUUGACAGUGUUAAAUUUGACUGGGGAUUAUAUGCGUUUUAAUGAAAACUUUUCGGAAGGACUGUUGAACCUCCAACACUUACAAUACCUAGAACGAUUAACCUUAAGAGACUUGCCAAUUAGUGAUAUUGAAAUCUAUUGUAAAAUACUGCAAGGAAAGCACCGAUUGCGUUAUUUAGCGUUGAGGACAUGGCAGUUUUGUAUGGUAGCAGAUCUAGCUGAAGUUACAAUAAUAAUGUUCCAAGAGAAAGAAUUGUUUUCAAACUUGGAAACAAUAAAGUUAUCAGACUGGGCUAUUGAUUCACGAUGUAUAGCUGCCCUCGCUGAGUCCAAGAAUUUACGAAUGCUGAGCGUUAUAACGAGCGACAAAAAUGCACUCGGUAGGGAUAGCUGGUGUAGACUAUUUUCUUUCUGUCAACGUCUGGGAAUAGUGUUUAUGCCGGAUCUCAAUGAUGAUGAAGCACUAACUCUACGUAGAAACCUAAAAGAACGGUUUUGGAGAAUAUCUAAGAUUGUGGAAAAAGUAGCAUUUUACGGGUGGGAUCGUGACUUUCAAAUCCAUGUUUUGGAAAGUUAUUCCCUUGUUAACAAAUUGCGGGGAAAAUAUCCACAUGUAUCCAUCUGUUCAUGUUACAGUAAUAAUGUCUGGUGCAAAUGUCUACAUUUCUAGUAAGAUCUUACCAGGGUUGGGAAGUAACUUGUUACUUGUAACGAAGUUACAGUUACAGUUACUUCU